AUGUCGAAUGUAAAAUUAGCAAUAAGAGUUCGACCUUUCACAGAAAAAGAACUUAAGUCAGAUAACUAUUGUGAACCAGUUGUGACUGUUCUUGACGAAAAUACCAUUACAAUAACCAAUAUAAAGGUAAAUACAUCAGGCGCUGGUGACAGUCGUAAACGUGUGCGACGCUACUAUGUCGACUACGCAUUUAACAGUGCAUGUGCAACCACAGAUUCAGACUACGCAUCGCAAGAAAAGAUAUUCGAUACAGUCGGACGUCAAGUUUUAUCUACAAUAUCCCGAGGUCAGUCAGCUUGCGUUCUGACUUAUGGCCAGAGUGCGACAGGGAAAACUCAUACAAUGGUGGGGUCAGCAGUGCAACCCGGUUUGAUACCUCGAAUUUGCAAGGCUUUGGCCGAGGAAUUACCUCUCAAUAUUACCGUCAGCUUCUUAGAGAUAUAUAACGAGCGGGUACAUGAUCUCCUAGCUGGUGAAGCACCAUUAUCUCUGAACUCCCUUCCAAGACGAAAAGGAAACGCACGCAAAGACCUACGUGUCAGGGAGCAUCCUAUUAAGGGACCUUAUGUACAAAAUCUUCGUCGCGUAACAGUCCACGACGUAGAGACACUACUCGCUGUGGUUAAUGAAGGAACACGUCGGCGUCGAACAGCUGCUACUAAGCGUAAUAUCUGCUCUUCGAGGUCCCACGCUUUAUUAGAGCUGGUCACUCCAAAGGCUACAUUGCAUCUCGCUGAUCUUGCUGGCAGCGAAAAAGCUGUGUGGGAAGGCUGUGCGAGAGGACGUCAGAAGGAAGGAGCCAAUAUCAACAAAUCGUUAGUAGCGCUCAGCAAUGUUAUCUCGGCGCUCGUAAGUGGUGGAUCUGGACGGGGCAGGUUCGUGCCCUAUCGUGAUUCUGCGUUAACCUGGUUGCUGAAGGACUGUUUUACUGGUGGUGGCAGCACUUUCAUAAUUGCGACGGUGUCCCCUAGCGUUUCGUGUUACGGUGAAUCCGCGUCCACACUCCGCUGGGCGGCUCGAGCACGCCACUUGCCCGACUCGCAAGGAUCUACAGUAGCUAACGUCACAUCCAAAGCGGCCUUGCAAUCUCAGUUCAACCACCUGCUAGCUGAGCUAAAUCGUCAUUUUAUUCAAUAUAAACUAGAAACAAGACAAUUGCUGUACGACGAAAAGCACUGGAAAUUAAAUGAUAAUCAAAGUAACGAUACAUCAAAGACAGAAGCAAAGAUAGGUAAUAUAAUGAAUUUACGAUAUGUGAAAGGUGAAGGUAGAAAUUCAGAAUCAACGCCAUCAUCAAUUGCUAGUGGAAGUUCAGAUGUUAUAAGCAAUAUGGAUAAAAAUGCUGAGAUAAGUAAUGAAGUCAAUAAAGAAAUAGACAAAUUAUUUGGACCAGCACUCGAGAGAACUAGAAGCGGCAGUGACAUUGAGGUUGUGCCACCGCUUAGGCAUAAAAAGCGACAUUUCCGUUCACAAGAAGUACUUUUCAGUGAUAAAGCACUACAAAGUAAUCAAACUCAUCGUUUAUCAGAUGCUAAUCUUAGUGAAGCACAAGGAAAUGACUUACGUAAUUUAGACAACUCAAAGAUACCGCAAGUUUCAAUACUCUAUGAUAAUCAGCGAGCAGAGAUAAUAGCUUCUGUUACAGAAAGAUUAUAUACUAAGCUUAAAAAGAAUGAAGCUGCCAUUUCUAAACAAGAAACUAAAGUUGAUAAAAAACCAGUGAGUGAGACCAAAGUUCUGCAACCCUUAAAUGAAUUAAAAAUUUGUUCAAAUGCAAGGCAACGUUUGAUGGAGCUAAGUAAAAAAGCUUUAAAAAAUAAAAGAAAAAUAGGUAUACCAGCACAUACGCAAACUAGAAAGACCGUGAUCCGUGUUAAAGAUCAAGGCAUCGACGUUCAGACAGAUCUUCAGUCUUAUAUAUGUCAUCGAGACCGAAAUUGUAUAUUUCAUCGUGACGUUAGUACUGAAACUACGCCGAUGACACCACGUUUGAAGGAAAUAGCAGUUGGCCCUAAGUAUAGUAAUCUAUCCUACAAAGAUAGUUCUACUUUAACAGAUACUAAAGAAGUUAUUUACAGGAAUUCAUGUACGAUGACUGAAUUAGUAUUAAGAAGAAACCAUAGUUCCCAAACAAAUGUUCAACCUCCUCCUAGAAGGAAAAAACGUCAGUCUGCUUAUAUGAAAUAUAUCAAAAAAAUUGAACGCAUUAAAUCAAGCACGAAUGAUAGUAGUGUGUCUCCAGUAAUAAACAUCAAUAUAUCUCCUAUGUAUGCAGAUUCUGAUUCUCAAAGUUCAGACGAAACAAGUGAUAACUCAUUAGACUUUGGAAGAGAAAAAGGGAAACAAAGUGUUACUACAACGCCAGAUCUUUUGACAAACCACAGCAAUUUAUUAAAAAAAACAGAAGUAAUGACGAUAAGUGAUACUAAUUCCCCUGAAAACUGUGAUUUGAAUAAUGUCAACAGUACUACUCCAUUAGAAUUGAAAGAAAAAAUCUUGGAAGACUUUUCUGAUAAAGAUAAUGUACCAUUGCCUCGUGUAACAGUAGAUUACGACAGAAAACUGGGUCAGAAAGAAUACGAGGAUCUUAUAUUAGGACGAAAUGAAAAUAUAUAUCCUUACAGCAUUAAAGUAGCUCCAGUUCGGAAGAAGGAUAAAACAAAAACAGUAAUAAGGUUUAAAGACAUAGAUAUAACGCCUGCAGAAUGUUGUAGUAAUGAAUGGCAGAGAAAGGAUAAUGUAACGAGUAAUUCGAGUCAAAACGAAAGUGAAAAGGAAACAGAAGGUGAUAACUCCGUAACUUCAGUUUUAAGUGAAAUGGACUCAGAUUCAUUUUUGUGGAAUAAAAUUGAUUCGGCUAAUGGCGAUAAUGCGAGUCACUGUCCUAAAGAAAAUCAAUAUGAAAAUAUAGCUAAACUUGAAACGUCUGGCUGUAGGAGUUGGAAUGCUUCCGAUUUAAGAAUUCAAAAAGAAUCAUUGUGCCCGGAUUCGCAAUGUGACGACGAAUAUUACUCUACUAAAAGAGAAAACAAAAGGAUUAUGAAUGUUAAGCAAAGGCAUAUCUUAAAAAUAAAAAACAAAAGCGAACAUAGCACGUUUGACAAUAUUGAAAGAAAAAUAAAAAGCGCUUGUAAUAGUUUAGAAGCUUCGGUGCAUAAAUAUGAUAACUAUUUACUAGAGUUCCGAGAUAAAACAAAAAACUACUGUAAAACAGAAGCGCACGCUAGAACUCCAAAGGAAUAUCUUCAGCAUUUAAUAAAGUUAAGGAAAGAAGCAGUGCAAUCAAAUUGUCAUAAUUAAUAAGUAGUU
Molecule: messenger RNA, 3309 nt
Organism: Nymphalis io (European peacock)
Lineage: Eukaryota; Metazoa; Arthropoda; Insecta; Lepidoptera; Nymphalidae
Product: kinesin-related protein 10-like
Exons: 10
Coding region: 1-3300 (1099 amino acids)
Biological process (GO): microtubule-based movement
Cellular component (GO): kinesin complex; microtubule
Molecular function (GO): microtubule binding; plus-end-directed microtubule motor activity; ATP binding
Source: RefSeq, a predicted model, not a curated record